Molecule: messenger RNA, 1741 nt
Organism: Chironomus riparius
Lineage: Eukaryota; Metazoa; Arthropoda; Insecta; Diptera; Chironomidae
Source: the annotation of a GenBank genome assembly
AAUCAGUGUAAAUAGAAUAAAGUCAUCAUGGUUCAAAUUUAUCUAGUCUGAGCGCUUAAUCAAACUAAUUGGAAGUGAUUAUGGCGCAUGUAUAGAAGUUUCCUUAUUUAACGCUAGUGUUAUAAUGACUAAAAAUAGAGUUAAAAACGCGUAAAACAGUCCAUACUUUAUCAGCCAGACAAAGUGAGGAUCGUAGUAUCAAGUAAAUGAGCUAAUUAUUCAAUUGACCGAGAAAUAAACCAAAAUUCUAGUUCACAAAAAUCUUUCAAACUAAUUUUAACCAGUUUGUAGCAUCAAACAAGUUAAUGACGUUAAAUAACAUGUGACAGGAAGACAGCAAUAUUGUUUGUUUCAAAAUUAAAUCAAAACUUCCCAGUGUUUUUCAAUGCAAUUAAAAUCGAAAACAUAUCAAUAUGUUUUCGAGACGUUUACGCUCAUUUUAUUCAUUAAGUUAUUUGUUUGCGAAUCAUGUCGUUCUAUCUAAUCGUACUAACUGUAGAAAAACAAUCAGCUUAUACCAAAAUAUUGCACAAAUAUCUACAACAAUUGGCAUAGAAGCAAAAUUAAAUGUAAAAUUGAAAAGUGUCGAGCCACAAGAAGCUAAAAUUAUCGAUGGCAAAAAAAUUGCUGAAGACAUUCGAGGUGAAUUGAGACAACAAGUUAAGGAGUGGAUGAAAAAUGAGAAUCAACGAGCUCCACAUUUGACUGCUGUUCUAGUUGGCGAUAAUGCAGCCUCUCAGACUUAUGUGAAAAAUAAAAUGAAGGCCGCAGCAGAAGUAGGAAUUACGAGCGAGACAAAACAAUUGCCAAAAACAAUCUCUGAGAUUGAACUACUCUCAAUUCUCACUGAUUUAAAUAAUGACGACAAUGUUGAUGGAAUUCUUGUGCAACUUCCCUUACCUGAUCACAUAAAUGAGCGAAAAAUCUGCAAUUUUGUAAGUUGUGAUAAGGAUGUUGAUGGAUUUAAUGAGAAGAAUAUCGGAAGAUUGUGCCUCGAUAUGAACACUUUAAUUCCGUGUACGCCUUUGGGAAUUAAAGAGCUAAUUAAAAGAUCAGAAAUUGAGACAUUUGGAAAGCAUGCAGUCGUUGUUGGACGUAGUAAAACUGUAGGUAUGCCGAUGAUGAUGCUUUUACAUGCUGAUGGGAGACAUGAAACUGGUGCUAUGGAUGCAACCGUCACAAUUUGUCACAGAUUUACACCACCAAGUGAUUUAAAACAGCUUUGUAAGAUGGCAGAUAUUGUAAUUGUUGCUACAGGAAUUCCUGGCUUAAUUAAAGAGGACAUGAUCAAACCGGGUGCAACUGUUAUUGAUGUUGGUAUUACGAGGGUUUUCGAUGAAAAGACUGGAAAAUCAAAGCUUGUUGGCGAUGUUGACUACGAAAAUGUCAAGAAAGUAGCUGGAUUUAUCACACCCGUACCAGGCGGUGUUGGUCCAAUGACUGUAGCUAUGCUGAUGAGAAAUACUUUUGUGGCAGCAAAGAAGUUAGCAGAAUCAAGAAAUGACAAAUUUAUCAAUUAAAAUUGCAUGUAUUAUAAGUUAAAGAGACAAUAAUUGAAUUGCUAAUCUUUGAAUCUGUUAUUAACUUGCUUGAAUCCACCUCUAUAUAUCCAUUAAUUGCAUUGUACUUAUUUAAAUAAUCUCAUACAAUAAACUGCAUUGUAAACCUUAAUUUUAGUCAUUUUUGGACGUCAGUUAUAUAUGAUUUUUGCCUUAUUCCUUCCUAAAUUAAUCAACAGUUU